AUCGAUCCAUCCAUCGAUCUUCAGACCCCUUCCCCCUUUGUUAUUGUUUUCUAUCAUUGUCUUUCCCAUCGUCCUUUUCUUUUCGACAUCAAUGACGAUGAAGCCCUAAUACUGUAACUUUUCUUUUUUCGAUCUGAGCGUCACCAGUUCUCUACUCUCUACCGUGAUCGCGAUGCCGGCGUUCUUGGACUCGUCUCAGAUCUUCUCGCCCUCAGCCGAUCAGGUCAUGUGUGAGCGUUUCUCACCAAGCAGCGCUCUCUCUGCUUCCUGCAGUAAAAGAAUUAAUCACCACUCAUUUGAAUCAUAUUCACAUCUGUGUAAUCAUUAUCUUGAUUCUCAUAAGAGGCGAAAGCUGUUACAGCCGGAAUUAUUUCAUACAGAUGAAUGCACGUGUAUGGGUGACAUUAAUGAUGUUCCUUUGACCGGCAACAAUGAAGUGUGUUCAUCCCAUUGGCACUCACAUGAGUAUGAUGGUACAACCUGUGCAUGCAAUCUACUUGAACGUGCUGGUGAUCUCUAUGUUGCUAUGGAUGGAAGCUCUAACAACACAAAUAACUGUUGUGAAACUUCCCAGCCUUGUGUUGAAGGAGCAAUUAUGGGUUUCGACAGGAAUCAAGCUGGAUAUGCCUUAUCCUCUGUGAAUGGAUGGAUGUAUGUUAAUGAACAUGGGCAGAUGUGUGGCCCGUAUAUUCAAGCACAACUGCAUGAAGGCUUAUCUACAGGGUUUUUGCCAGAAGAGCUUCCAGUUUACCCCAUUGUAAAUGGAAAUCUUGCUAAUCCAAUACCAUUGAAGUGUCUAAAGCAGUUCCAUACCCAGGCGCUUUGGUCUGCUAGUUAUUCAACCAAUGCAUCAAGUGGAAAUAGUCAUAUUGCUAGUCAUUCUUCCGUAGCUGGUGGAACCGCAGCAUCUGGAUCUUUUGGACAAGCAGGACUUGUUCAUUGCCAUGUAGCUUCUCCAUCAGGAUUAAAUCAACAGACGGAUUCACAACGAUGUGCUACUCAUAGCGCUCAUGGUUAUGAUUUGGCCCAUACAAAUGAUGCUACCUUUGCCCCUUCAGGUCUCCCCAUGUCUGGUGAAGAACCUUGCUGGAUGUUUGAGGAUGAGGAAGGUAGAAGGCAUGGGCCCCAUUCACUUGUUGAACUUCAUUAUUGGCAUCAUAGCAACUAUCUCCAAGAUUUCUUGCCUGUAUAUCAUGUGGAAAACAGCUUUGGGCCCUUUACACUCGUGUCUUUGAUUGACAAGUGGAGUACAGAAAGGACAAAAUUUGUUAUCGAGUUUGAUAAAGAUGGCAAUAAUACUGAUUCUCUUACUAACUUCAUAUCUAACAUAGCUGAAGAUGUAUCUACUCAGCUUCACACAGGGAUAAUGAAAGCAGCCCGGAAGAUUCUUUUUGAUGAGAUUAUCAGCAGUAUCAUACCUGAAUUUUUGGCUUUGAAGAAAGCUCAGAAGAAUCUUAGGCCAGUUUAUGCAAAGCAGGAGGACAAAGCUCACCCUUUGGGCAACAACAAGACAAAAAAUUUUGUUGAGAAGUCGAUUGUAGUUGCAAACCCUGAUGUUCUUCCUGCCACUGUAUCGAAAGAAGUAAAAUCGACUCAUGACACACAUGUACCACCCCCAGCGAGGGCUGUUUCCUCUGUUAACUUGGAGGACUUACAGGAAGUGUUAUUAGGAGUUUGCAAAGGACUCUAUUAUGACUGCAUGAGAGUUCUUUGGAAUGCUGUCUUUUACGAUCCUGUUGCCGACUGCUGUGUGAAAUGGCUUAAAAGAAAGCGCUGGUCUGCUCCUCUUCUUCCUGUUCCUGUUUCUUCAAUUGAGCAAGAUAUUAGCAUAAUGGUUCAAAAAACAGAUGCUAAUGUGCCUGAAGCUCCUUCUCAACGUGACCUGGAGUUCCCCCCCGGGUUUGGACCUGCAUCAGAGAGUCUGGAUGGCAAUGCUGAACUGUUAUGUGAUUUAGACAAGGGUACACGCACCAUCAAAGUUGAGCCUGAACAAUGCACUCUACGUGAUAUAAUGUUGUCUGAUGCUUUAACUGAUAUCCAAGAAACUGUAGAGAAUUCACUGUUUGUAUCAGCUAAACCAUUAUUGUUUAAAUAUUUCGAAGAGAUCUUACAGGAGGAAAUGACAAAAUUCUUUUGUUCAGCAUUGAAAGAAAAGGAUGAGGAGAUAGUUGAUUCCAGUACAACUAGUCACAGACCUGAUUCUUGUGGUUCCUUUGAUAUGGAUGAUGAUCCUGCAAAAGAACCUUCAAGUCUUUCCUGUGCAAGUUGGGGGAGUGCCUUUGAGAGGCUUGGUUUGCCCAUACCAGGCGCAUAUAGUGAUCAAGGUCCCAAUGAACUUCCAAUUCCUGUACUGGAGGAGGACUGCACUUUGCCUGCUAAUUCUCUUCAGAAACUCAAAGUUCAACCAUCCAACUUGACCAUGGAGUUCUCUACAUUCAGUAAAUAUAUUACAUUGUCCGUGUGUCGACAGAAGUUGCACGAUGAAGUCCUCACUAAAUCGAUACCCUCUUAUCUCACUCGUUUGCUUCAUAAUUGUUUGCGCUCUGUAUAUGCCCAGAAAAAGAGAGCAAAAAAAUUGACAAAAUUUGCAUUUGAGAGUCAAAACCUUAUAAAGGUAGAGAAAUAUGUUAAUAAAGAAGACAUGUAUGAUUUCUCAGCAAUUUUAGCCAAACAUAGAGAAGAAUCAUGGCGGUCAAUUGUUUCAGUGCCUUUUGAUGCAUCUUUAGUAAAGAAAGAGUGUACAUAUUUUCGUAAGAAAAGGUUUGGGCAGAUAAUCAGAUGUGGGCCUUUGUCUGAAAACAACAAGUCUUUCUUUGAGAAGGCUUGUUUGAUGAAGGAAGGACUGCGAGUCUCUGGUGAUGAACUCAAGUCUUUGACUGGGUUAGUAUCAACGAGGGCCACAGACGUGACUUUGGAACAUGGGGACAAAUGUGAGAUUGAAGUCAUGAAAAGCGUGUCAUCACCUUCUAUCAGCCAAAAUGAUUUGCCUGUUGUCAGUAUUUCACGACGGAAAAAGGGUACCCAAAAAUUGAAGAAGGGAACUCAUGAAUCAGUGCCCCAAGUUUUAUGCAAUAGUAAAGUCCCAGAUAUGCAAAAGGGUGCAUCUCCUGAAACAAAUUUGUCCCAUCUAAAUAAUGAAGCCUCAACUGAUGAUGUACAAUGUGUCUCUGGAGAAUUUUCUGUUUCAAUGGGUGAGUCAGACAAGUUGGAGAAGAUUAAAGUAAAACCUCUAUUGAGCUCAAUGAAAGAUUCAGAUAGAUUAUGUGCUGCUAAUACUUCCAAGUCUAAAGGAACACGAUUAAAAAGGAAGUCUCGAAUAGAUCAUCAAACGCCAGUCCCUGCUAAAGUUUUGAAAGUAACAGGCAUGAGUUCAGUGAGGAGAACAAAGAGCAAAAACUUCAUUAGUGGAAAAGCCAAAACUACAAAGCUUUCAGAUCCGUGUCCCAAGCCAAAUGGUUGUGCUCGAGCAUCCAUUGAUGGAUGGGAGUGGCAUAGAUGGUCAAGCAAUGCUCUUCCAUCCGACAAGGCACGAGUUAGAGGAGUGCAUGUUGCUCAAAUGCACUUUAUGGGUUCAGAAACUAGUGCACCUCAAUCUUCAAAUGCAAAAGGUCUUUCUGCAAGAACAAACAGGGUUAAGCUACGAAACCUUCUUGCUGCUGCGGAAGGUGCUGAACUGCUAAAAGUUAAUCAGUUGAAGGCAAGAAAAAAAAGACUACGUUUUCAGAGGAGCAAGAUUCAUGAUUGGGGCCUCGUUGCUCUCGAACCAAUUGAGGCUGAAGAUUUUGUAAUUGAAUACGUGGGUGAAUUGAUCAGACCUCGGAUAUCAGAUAUACGUGAACGCCAAUAUGAGAAGAUGGGGAUAGGUAGCAGUUAUCUCUUUCGACUGGAUGAUGGUUAUGUGGUGGAUGCCACUAAACGUGGUGGAAUAGCAAGAUUUAUUAAUCAUUCAUGUGAGCCGAACUGUUAUCCUAAGGUAAUAACUGUUGAAGGGCAAAAGAAGAUAUUUAUUUAUGCGAAAAGAGCUAUAUCUGCUGGUGAAGAAAUUACAUACAACUAUAAAUUUCCCUUAGAGGAGAAAAAGAUUCCCUGCAAUUGUGGAUCUCGAAGAUGCCGUGGGUCAAUGAACUAGGGGUGAUUUUUAGGAGAUGUGAGUGUUAUGUGGAAUUUACAGUGGCCCAUGCCAUAUGUAAACCUUGGUGCUUCUGUAAUUAUCUGAUGCAGUUCUACAAGUUGCUGCUUGAUAUGCUUCUACGUACGCCAAUGAUGUAAUUUUCAGAUCAAGAACAGGUAUCUGUGGUUUGCGCUUGAUAUUGCCCAUCGAGGCCAAAAUGACAGAAUAUGGGGUUUAUACAUCUUGUGGUCUGUUGCUGUAACUUUUGGUAAUGAGAUAUAUGUUCAAAGCUGCACCAACUUCUUUGUGCUUUAUGAAUUUUGUUACAGUUGCUUACUGUAGGUAAAGGACUCAUCUCCAUGCGAACAUGUUGUGCCACAAUGUCACUUGUUGCAGGAUUAGUCAUCUUUUUUCAAGGGGCAAUCCAAUUAUUUGCAUCUGCCCUUUUCAUGAAGGAGAAUGAUUCUUAGUGCGGCCCUAGAACAUGUACUUGAAAGAGGUGUUGUGAGUUUGGAGGCUUCAAUGUUGUGAGCCUUUGGAUUUGAAUGGGUAAGUGCUUACAAGCUCUUUCUCUCUUCCCCAAGGAAAUGAGCCCAUUUCAACCUAAUCUCAGAACUACAUAGCAGGUAUAUACAUGAGAGUACAUUUAUCAGCAUUUGAAUCUCUAAUAAUCUAUAGCCAUAUCGAAUAAAUAAUGAAAUAAAUCUUUCAAAUUGCCUGACCAAUUCUGUGUUGGGAGAAGUCUGGUUUCUUUGAUUAUGAGCACAAAGAAAACUAUAUCUAUAAGCCAUCCUUUGCCUUUUGUGACACCUCAAUAAACUAACACUGGUACGUAAUUAUGAGUGUGCCAACGGUGUCGCAUUUCUCCUGCCGGGGUGGUACAAGAGGAGCCUGGGAGGUGAAAACCGUAAAAAAUGUAUGACAUGCCCAGGUUGUUGCUAUUCUUCUCUGCUUAAUUACGCAAAGCAACAUUUUCCUUAAUAUAUUUCCAGAGUCACACACACACACACACGGUCCUCCAUCUAUUUCCUCUAAUGCACACAACACUUUUAUGCCACACAAAGUAUCUUCAUCGCGCUGCUUACCUUGACAUUGAUUAUAAUCAUGCAUUUAUGGUACUUUUAAACUAUCCUAUCUAGUCUACUACUACUACUACUUUAUUUCAUUCAAUUGAAUUAGUUUUUUAAUUUGGUUUCUUGCAUGGCCUUGCUUAAUGAAACAAUUUAAUUGAUGGGACUUUAAAGUUAUGCAUGAUUUGAUAUACAAUUUUCUAAGUGACACUAAACCACAAACCUUCACUAUAACGUUACCCACUCAUGUAUAUUUUGCAAAAUGGCCGGCUCUUUUAUGAUGAGCGGCCUGGCCUGCCUCCAACUUGGUAAUAACUUGUAGGAUUUCCCAAUUCUUAUAGAAGAAGGAUUAAAGAUACCAAACUUAUUCAUAAAGUUUGGAACAUUAUUUGUUUGACCUUUAAAAUUUAUAUAAAAAAUAAUUUAUAUUGAUUUCUGAACUUGACAAAUUAUUAGUUUUUCUUUUGCUCCCUCCAAAUUUUUGAGGCAGAAAUUAAUGAGUUUAUGUGGCUAGACACAUGGUACAUUAUCAUUAGUCUAGUGGAUUAGCCCACGUUAGACAGAGAAGUUACACCACGUUAGAGGAAAAUAGACAAAUUUGCUUAGUUGAACAUCAAAAAUGAAAAUUUUAAUUAUUUUUGAAGAAAAUGGGGCAAUGACAAAAACCUUAAUGGCGUUUAGUGGGUUCAACCUAUUGGUGCCCCGGUGCUUCACACGUCCUUGAUACUUGUUGAUUUUCUUCUGUAUGAGCGUGGACAUUCUUGACAAUAACUACUACAAUAGAAGAAGAACAGAUGUUGCAUAAUUCUUAUUUCAGUGAAGUGACUGACUAGUGAGAUGCUACUACAAGUGUUCCUUUCCACAUUCAAUUAUCCAAAGCCGAAAUGGGAUGGAUUGAGGGCUUCAUACACUAAGCAGCAGCACAUCAAUGGCACCAACACACAUUAUCAUGUUCAGCUUGUUAUCCUCAAAGGAAGAUGGGAUUAGGUGAUUAGUGGAUGAUCAUUGCUUGUAAUUAAUUGUUGUCUUUCCAAGUGAUGUGGGCUGUAUUAUAUUUAUAUCAGACAUAUUUGCUCUUACUUUUUGUUUUUCUUA
Molecule: messenger RNA, 6276 nt
Organism: Dioscorea cayenensis subsp. rotundata (Guinea yam)
Lineage: Eukaryota; Viridiplantae; Streptophyta; Magnoliopsida; Dioscoreales; Dioscoreaceae
Product: histone-lysine N-methyltransferase ATXR7
Exons: 21
Coding region: 173-4129 (1318 amino acids)
Cellular component (GO): Set1C/COMPASS complex
Molecular function (GO): histone H3K4 methyltransferase activity; protein binding
Source: RefSeq, a predicted model, not a curated record